CAAACCUAACUAGCUACCAUAGUUAUCUUGAACCAAAUCAAUCAUGUCUCACAUAACCGUGGAGAGAAACAGAAGAAGACAGAUGAAUGAACAUCUCAAAGUUUUAAGGACCUUGACUCCAUGUUUCUAUAUUAAAAGGGGAGAUCAAGCAUCUAUAAUAGGGGGAGUGAUAGAGUUCAUCAAGGAGUUGCACCAAGUCCUUCAAGCUUUGGAGUCUCAAAAGAGAAGGAAGAGUUUGAGCCCUAGCCCAGGCCCAAGCCCAAGAACAGUUAAGCCAAAACUAGUUCAUCAUGAUCAAUUUGAUGGCUCCAAUGGAAUUGGGAGUAACAGUUUCAAGGAACUUGGAGCAAGCUGCAAUUCUUCCGUUGCGGAUGUGGAAGUGAAAAUCUCGGGUUCGAAUGUGAUUUUGAAAGUGAUUUCUCACAGGAUUCCAGGACAAGUUGCGAAGAUCAUCACCGUUUUGGAAAGCCUUUCAUUUGAGGUCCUUCAUCUGAACAUCAGUAGCAUGGAGGAGACUGUCCUAUACCAAUUUGUUGUCAAGAUUGGGCUGGGAUGUCAACUAAGCCUGGAGGAACUAGCGAUGGAAGUACAACAAAGCUUCUGCUCAGAAUAAAUGAAGUUAACUGUGCUGUGACUGUGAGGGUGUAGCCUUUCACAAGAGGCUUAAUUUCCUAUCCUUUGUUAGUAAAAUAUAAGCAAGCAUGUGAGAGAGACACGUGCACAAAAACAAUUUAUGUUUCUAUUAAUUUGGGUUAUUAUAUACAUAUAUCAUAAAAUGUUGUCAUAAACUUCAUGGCAAUGGAAGAUAUUCUGUUUCUUGAUUAUGAUAAUGCACAUGCAUUAUGU
This is a messenger RNA of Lotus japonicus, 846 nucleotides long. Its product is annotated as transcription factor MUTE. The transcript has 3 exons. Gene Ontology annotation, cellular component: nucleus. Gene Ontology annotation, biological process: guard cell differentiation; positive regulation of DNA-templated transcription; stomatal complex development. Lineage: Eukaryota; Viridiplantae; Streptophyta; Magnoliopsida; Fabales; Fabaceae. Gene Ontology annotation, molecular function: DNA-binding transcription factor activity; protein dimerization activity. The record is from RefSeq and is a predicted model, not a curated record. Bases 44 to 613 code for a protein of 189 amino acids.